Molecule: messenger RNA, 2547 nt
Organism: Athalia rosae (coleseed sawfly)
Lineage: Eukaryota; Metazoa; Arthropoda; Insecta; Hymenoptera; Athaliidae
Exons: 6
Coding region: 139-1770 (543 amino acids)
Source: RefSeq, a predicted model, not a curated record
AGUUGAAACGGGGCGCGGUGGGAGAGAGUAUAUAGAGAGGAGAGAGGAGUCAGAGUGCGGUCAGUGAGUUAGUGAGAGUGCCGUGUGAUUCCUGAGACCCCGUACCUCUGGGACGCGAGAACAAACUAGGGACCAAAUAUGAAGUUCGUCGUCUUCGCAGUGCUGGGAUGCUGCGCGUUGGUGAAUUCAGCGUCUCUGGUGUCAGAGUCAAAAAUUUUGGACGCCGAGACGUCUUCGUUUUUAAAAUCUCUGACGGACAGUCUGGAGGGUUCGGAGAUAAUUCCCAUAGAAAUAUCCGAGCCGAUACCCGAGGGAGGAUCUUCGGAAAGUACGAGGACGAAGAGAUCGGGAGAUUUGGGAUCCGGAGGAUUUUUAGCUGGAAUCGGUAGCGCGAUUCUCGGUAAAGUUGCAAGUGCAUCGAGUGGCAUUAGCAGCGGAAGUAGCCACAGCGCGGGAACCGGACAUGCCUAUGAAUCCGUGGAAUACGGACCACCGGUACACAACUACGACGAGAAAAAUUUCGACAUAUGGUCGUUCAAGAAAGCAAUUUUGAAUACCUUGUUCCAAGCGCUGAAGGCCAUCGGCGGAGGAGUUAUCGCCCUCAAAGGGAAACUGAUACAAGGUGGCGGCGUGGUGAUUUCAACGAAAGGAAGCAUAAUCAGCGCUAAAGGAGAGGCCAUAUCCUCGUUGGGACGUCACAUAGCAGCGAGCGCAGUUUUGGCGCCCCCAAAAACCAGCCAUUACGUCUACCACCCUCCUCCGCCUCCAGCGAUUCACGUACACACCGCAACAGACCACGAUUCUUACGGAGGACCACUACCGAGUGCUCACGGUCAGCACGGCGGAUACGGUCUGGGUGCUUCGGACAAUUAUGGAAAUUCGGGCUACGCCGCUCCCUCCGAUGACGCUGAUCACCCCGGACUGCUGAUAUUAAAAAAAUUGAAAGCCGAAGAAAGUCAAUCUCUGCACUCCGCGCCGUCAUCGUCGUACGAGAGUUUCAAUCCCCAUCACGUUGGGGAUUCAGGUUUUCAAAAAAAUUUACAAGAGGACGAUCACGAUCAUCGCGGGAAGGGGAUAAAGGACGUUGUGAAUCACCCGGCGUUUUCGGCGCUUGCGGAGAGUUUUGGCGGCAACCAGAAAGACUCCGGUUUGGGAAAUUUGUUGGUCGGUAAAUUGGCAGGACUUUCGAAUUCGAAUCCGAUCGGAAAGGGCGGAAAAACGGCGGAGGUCGCCUUCGACGUUACGCACUCGGAACAACACGAAGUGCACCGUCCGCAGACGGAAUACGGAGUUCCCGAAGUCUACGAAAAUAACGGUGACGUCAAAAGUCAGGGGACUUCGUUCGCGCACAACAAUCAUCAGCAGGAUAUCGGACUUCAAAAUCAGAUACAUGAGAACGCGGUUCAAAAUUUCCAGGAGCUUUCUUUCCAGCAGGGAAAUCAGGCGAAUUCGUUUUCGGGACAUAACGAUCAGUCCCAAUAUCAGAAUUACUACCAAGUUUCACCUCUGGAUAUACGACAUCCUCAAACUUUCGACAGUAACAGUAACAACGUUAUUUUUACCAAGUCCCUCGAGAUUCCGAUACUGCAAGCACAACCCGCUUAUUUUUCGAACAAUAAUUACCUCCAUGACUAUGGUCUUCACAACGGCUUGGCUGCGCAGAAAAGAAACAGUCUGCACCCGAAGCCGAAAGAAUCCGGGAACGUCAUCUCAGGAUUAAAGUUGCAGCCGUUGAACAAUCAACAUUCCAAAGUCCUACACAGAACGUAGAAAAUUUAAAUCAAUAAAUAAUCCCUGCCCGAGUGGUAUUUUCUUACGCUUACUACCCCAGUUUCCGGCCAGACGGCAGCGUACAGUACGAAGCGGUGCGAGACGGUUAUCACAACUAUUGAUGAAAAACCUUCUUUAUUUCUCUUCUUUUUUUUUUCAUCUCUAAUUCCGUCCGUUCAAAAUUCCCAACGAUCUUCAACCGCAUCGGAAUUCAGAUAAUAACCGAAAUCUGAGCGACUCGAUACGAAUCUUUUUAUUUGUUAUACUCGAUUUAUUUAUUGUCGCCGCUGCCAUGUGUAUUGUAUAUUGUGGCAUUGUGGCAUGUAAUUUUGUUUUCGUUUCUAUUGCAGCGCAGUUUUUUCCACGUUGCACAUGAUUUAUUGAUACGUAUACAGUAUCAAUAAUUAAAUAUUAAUAUAACAACGCGUCAGUUACCUGGGACGAUAAUUCCGAUAAUACUUAGAAUAUCGUGUUGCAGUUUGUAAAUUUUGUUUUUUUUUUCUGUACAAGUAUUCCAACAGAUAUAAUUAUCGAGAAACGGAAAAAUUGAAGGAAGACGAGUAACUAUGCAGACACAUAGAUAUUAAGAUAGAAUUUACGUAGACGUACCUAAUUACCAUCGCUAUAAUUAUACAGUGUAUAGAAAUUUUGUAAUUAUCGAUAGAAAUUUAUUUUGUGAUAAAUAUAUUUUGUUAUGUUACGUGCAUUAAAUUAUCUGAAAAGAAAUAGAAAAGAAAAAGAAAACCAACGACGAAUAAAUAAAAAAAACUAAUACAA